Molecule: messenger RNA, 2446 nt
Organism: Propithecus coquereli (Coquerel's sifaka)
Lineage: Eukaryota; Metazoa; Chordata; Mammalia; Primates; Indriidae
Gene: GARS1
Product: glycyl-tRNA synthetase
Exons: 16
Coding region: 112-2277 (721 amino acids)
Biological process (GO): mitochondrial glycyl-tRNA aminoacylation
Cellular component (GO): cytoplasm; mitochondrion
Molecular function (GO): glycine-tRNA ligase activity; ATP binding
Source: RefSeq, a predicted model, not a curated record
CGGCUGCGCGCGCGCCGCGGCGUGUACGCGGCGAUUUCAUCAUGCUCCGGGCCGGGCCGCGCGCGCCGCUUCCGCCGCCGCCCCCUCCGGACCGCCCAGGGCCGCCGGCUCAUGCCCUCUCCGCGCCCGGCGCUGCUUAGAGCUGCCCGCGCCGCUCUGCUGCUGUCGCUGCCGCCCCGGCUCCCGGUCCGGCCCUCGCUCCCGCCCCGCCGCUUGCUCGGCGCGCCCUCCCGCGCCCCGACCUCCUACCCCGCCGCCGCCUCCCGGAGCAGCAUGGACGGCGCCGGGGCUGAGGAGGUGCUGGCACCUCUCAGACUAGCCGUGCGCCAGCAGGGAGAUCUUGUGCGAAAAUUGAAAGAAGAUAAAGCACCCCAAGUAGAUGUAGACAAAGCAGUAGCCGAACUCAAAGCUCGGAAGAGAGUUCUGGAAGCAAAGGAGCUGGCAUUACAGCCCAAAGAUGACAUUGUGGACAGAGCAAAAAUGGAAGACACCCUGAAGAGGAGGUUUUUCUAUGAUCAAGCUUUUGCUAUUUAUGGAGGUGUUAGUGGUCUGUAUGACUUUGGGCCAGUUGGAUGUGCUUUAAAGAACAAUAUUAUUCAGACCUGGAGGCAGCACUUUAUCCAAGAGGAACAGAUCUUGGAGAUUGAUUGCACCAUGCUCACCCCUGAGCCAGUUUUAAAGACCUCUGGCCAUGUAGACAAAUUUGCUGACUUCAUGGUGAAAGAUGUAAAAAAUGGAGAGUGUUUUCGUGCAGACCAUCUCUUGAAAGGUAUGGUUCCUCAUUUCAUUCAACUUGAUAACUAUGGACAACAAGAACUUGGGGAUCUUUUUGUGAAUUAUAAUGUAAAGUCUCCCAUUACUGGAAAUGAGCUGUCCCCUCCAGUACCUUUUAACUUAAUGUUCAAGACGUUCAUUGGGCCUGGAGGAAACAUGCCUGGGUACUUGAGACCAGAAACUGCACAGGGGAUUUUCCUGAAUUUCAAACGACUUUUGGAAUUCAACCAAGGAAAGUUGCCCUUUGCUGCUGCCCAGAUUGGAAAUUCUUUUAGAAACGAGAUCUCCCCUCGAUCUGGGCUGAUCAGAGUCAGAGAAUUCACAAUGGCAGAAAUUGAGCACUUUGUAGAUCCCAGUGAGAAAGACCAUCCCAAGUUCCAGAAUGUGGCAGACCUCCACCUUUAUUUGUAUUCAGCAAAAGCCCAGGUCAGCGGACAGUCUGCUAGGAAAAUGCGCCUAGGAGAUGCUGUUGAACAGGGUGUGAUUAACAACUCAGUAUUAGGCUAUUUCAUUGGCCGCAUCUACCUCUACCUUGUGAAGGUUGGAGUAUCUCCAGAUAAACUCCGCUUCCGACAGCACAUGGAGAACGAGAUGGCCCAUUAUGCCUGUGACUGUUGGGAUGCUGAAUCCAAAACAUCCUAUGGCUGGAUUGAGAUUGUUGGAUGUGCUGAUCGUUCCUGUUAUGACCUCUCUUGUCAUGCACGAGCCACCAAAGUCCCGCUUGUAGCUGAGAAACCUCUGAAAGAGCCCAAAACAGUCAAUGUUGUUCAGUUUGAACCCAAUAAGGGAGCAGUUGGUAAGGCAUAUAAGAAAGAUGCAAAACUGGUGAUGGAGUAUCUCGCCAUUUGUGAUGAGUGCUACGUUACAGAAAUGGAGACGCUACUGAAUGAGAAAGGGGAAUUCACUAUUGAAACUGAAGGGAAAACAUUUCAGUUAACAAAAGACAUGGUCAGUGUGAAGAGAUUCCAGAAAACACUGCAUGUGGAAGAAGUUGUUCCGAAUGUAAUUGAACCCUCCUUUGGCCUGGGCAGGAUCAUGUAUACGGUAUUUGAGCAUACAUUCCAUGUACGAGAAGGAGAUGAACAGAGAACGUUCUUCAGUUUCCCUGCGGUAGUCGCUCCAUUCAAAUGUUCCGUCCUCCCACUGAGCCAGAACCAGGAGUUCGUGCCAUUUGUCAAGGAAUUAUCGGAAGCUCUGACCAGGAACGGUGUGUCUCACAAAGUAGACGAUUCCUCUGGGUCGAUUGGAAGACGCUAUGCCAGGACCGAUGAGAUCGGUGUGGCUUUUGGCAUCACCAUUGACUUCGAUACAGUGAACAGGACCCCUCACACUGCAACACUGAGGGACAGAGACUCGAUGCGGCAGAUAAGAGCAGAGGUUUCUGAACUUCCCAGUGUGGUCCGAGAUCUGGCCAGUGGCAGCAUCACGUGGGCUGAUGUGGAGGCCAGGUAUCCUCUCUUUGAAGGGCAAGAGACUGGAAAAAAAGAGACAAUCGAGGAAUGAGGACAAUUUUGGCAACUUUUGACCACUUGCAGUAAUAAAAAAAAUAACUCUUAUCAUGUCCACUUUGCAAAAGAAAACAGCAUUGUGAUUUUUCCCAGGGACUGCAUUUUCUCCUCAGUGGCUGCCUGAUUUUACCCAAACAAUUAAAGUUGAAGGAAUUCCGGACAAA